Messenger RNA from Corticium candelabrum, 2115 nucleotides. RefSeq lists its product as uncharacterized. NCBI's taxonomy places the organism in Eukaryota, Metazoa, Porifera, Homoscleromorpha, Homosclerophorida, Plakinidae. The transcript has 2 exons. Bases 515 to 2020 code for a protein of 501 amino acids. The record is from RefSeq and is a predicted model, not a curated record.
UUCACAGGGCGUGGCACCAACAACGUCAUCACCUACCGCGGCGUCAAUUUGGUUCGCUUUUGAUGCAUUGGCGUUUGCUAACCGCGUGAGGCCUCAUUAAGACUCGGCUCUUGUGUGUUUUGCGUGUUUUACGGUGAUGAACAACCUCUUUCUGAUCUCUUUCGUGACUCUGCCGCGUCAUUUUGAGUGAUGAUUUAACAUUGAGACUUGACAGACGUCAAAUGCAGGUACAAACGUGCGUACGUAAUCUAUGAUGCGUGUUCUGUGUGGUACGCACUUACCAAAUGGUUUGGUUUGUACCUCCUGAAUACUUCCUAGAAAGUGCAUCGUUUAGGGAAUGUCUGACGUGAAGAGGAAGUCUUUAGACAAGUCUGGAGGUACUGAGAGGUAAGAAGAGAUGCAUGAUUUCAUCAUGAGGUAAUGUCCUCAGCUGUGGCUGUCAUAUAAAUAAACCAGUCACUCAGUGUUGCUGUACUGUGUUUUAUUUUUUGGAGUGUGUAAUUGCCGUUCUAUCAUGGUUAUUUGCUGUGUUCCUGGAUGUACCAAUGUAUCUGCCAAGGGGAAAUAUUUGAAGUUUUUCAGAUUUCCUUCAAAUGAAGAGGAACGUCAGAAGUGGUUAGAACAAUUAGGACUUGAUGAUGUCUCGACCAAUGCCAGGGUAUGUGGUAGGCAUUUUGCUCGUGGAACCAAAUCAACAACAGGAGUAAUACCAACACUGUCCAAGACAAAGCCACCUUUUUCUGUUGCUGCAAUAAAGCGAUCCAGAGUUAGAGCUUCUUUUACAUGGUCACCAUCAAAACAAACUCCUCCUUUGAAAAGGCUUGCUGCAAGAGUUAUUUCAAGACCAAGAAGGCCUAAAUCUUCUACUCCUAAGAAGAACGUUGCAGCAUGCAGGCGGUCUCUAAGUCUUAUUUCCCCAAUACGGGAACAUGAAGACAGAGAUGCGGAUGUUGCAGAAGACUUUGAAGACAUGUUUCACAGUCUAAGUAUUGAUGUUGAGCCUCACUCUGACUGUGCAUCGUGUUUUGAGCUGCAGGAGGAAUUAAAGGAAAAAGAAAACUGUAUCAAAUUACUUGAACAGCAAAUGUCUAGUGGCGAGAAUUGGAGGGUUGAGGCAAUUCAAGAUAAUGAUGAAAAGACGUUGUUUUAUACAGGAUUUCGCAGCUACAAUGAUUUCAAGGGUUUUUUCAAGUCGUUAGAGUAUGCUGCCACUUCACUGAAAUAUUGGUCACAGAGACAUACAGCAUUUACAGAGAGUAAAUCAGCAAAACCUCGUUCUCUUUCACCUCUAAAUGAGUUUUUUCUGACAAUGGUUCGUCUUCGUUUGGGGCUAGAGAUGAAAGACCUUAGCUACAGGUUUGGCUUCUCUCUUUCUCAAGUUCAUAAUAUUUUUGUCACAUGGAUAAACUUUCUCUAUUGCCAUUUGAAUGACGUUGACUGGUGGUUGCCAAGGGACACUCUACGUCGAAGUUUACCGCAGUCAUUUAGAGAGGCUUUUCCAAAAACCACCUGCAUCAUUGAUGCAACAGAGCUUUUUACAGAACGUCCUUCAGAUAGGGGUUUGCAAUCAGCUUUCUUCUCCAGUUACAAACACCACCACACUGUGAAAGCAUUGGUUGCAAUAUCGCCAUGUGGUCAUGUCAUGUUUGUGUCACGACUAUUUACUGGUGCUAUAUCAGACAGGGAACUUACCAAGCAGUCUGGUUUUCUUAAUAAAUUGGUGCCUGGAGACCAAGUCAUGGCAGACAAAGGAUUUAUUAUUGCCGACAUUCUCAUGGACGUUGGGGCAUCUCUUGUGCUACCUCCUUUUCUAAAAGGAGGAGGUCAGUUUGCCGAGGAGCAAGUCAUUAAAUGCCGGCAAGUGGCGUCUCUUAGAAUCGAUGUAGAAAGGGUGAUCAGACGGAUAAAGAACUAUAGAAUUUUACAAGGCAUAACACUUAGUUCAAGUAUGGAUCUUUUAGAUAAGGUAUUUACUGUAUGUUCGUAUCUAACGAAUUUGCAUCCACCUCUUGUACGGUAGAUUUAAUUUUGUAGGGUAGAUUAAUAUUAAUUAGUGUCAUGAUAUUAAGUUUUGUUUGGAAAAGUAAAUAUAUUGGCUUUUGUUAUAAUUCUGUA